GAAAAGUGACAAAACUAUUUUGAGUUUAAACAUUUUAUUGCUUCUUGAUUAUUUUCCUUCUGAUAUUGACUUUUUUUAUUUAUGUUUUUUGUUAGUUAACAUGAUACCAUGGCAGUAGAUGGCCCUCAAUUUGAUCCCAGCAUAUCCAUGGGACACAACUUCUUUGAGCAGAAGCUUCACUGAUAUACUGCAUAGGUUUGUUGCUUUGCACAGGGAAAGGUGCAAAUUUAGAGCAUGUUGAUGAGGAACAAAUAAAUAACUAAGGAUGGGGUUGAAUGAAGUGGGGAUAAAGAGAGUAAGAGAAGGGCUUGAUUUCCCCAAGAUUAAACAAAUUUUACAUAUAUUUUCCCCAAGAUUUCCCGUUCGCCAUGGCCUCUUCGUCCGCCGCCGCUCUUGAGAUUAUCGACGACGACGAUGAAUUUGACUGGGACGCAGCUGUGAGAGAGAUCGAUGUGGCUUGUGAGGCCAAUGGCGUUGCCCUUCCCGUCAAUGGGACAUUCGCUACGUCUCCUGAUGGAGUUGCGACUUCGACUUCGACUUCCAUCCCAAAUAGGAAAACGCUCAAAACCCCUAAUGGUGGUGGCCUUGCGUCUGGGAAGCAGUCGACUCUUGAAAUGUUUAUGGGAUUUCCGCCUAAGACUAAGAAUGCCAAAACCGAACCCCACAAUCCAAACGGCGUUGGAGUCAGAAAAGAGAAGUUUGGUAAUGAGGGGGAUAACAGGGUUUGCUUCGUUCCACUUGAUUUGAUGGCAGCCAAAACUUGGAUUUAUCCAGCAAAUCUUCCCCGUCGGGAUUAUCAAUUCGAAAUCACGAGGACUGCACUAUAUUCCUAUACCUUAGUGGCAUUAGCUACUGGGCUUGGAAAAACAUUCAUCGCUGCCGUUGUAAUGUAUUAUUAUUUUAGGUGGUUUCCAGAAGGUACUGCAUCACUUUUUAGCAUUUUUGUCAUUGCAUGUGAUUAAGUGUUCUUGAUGGUAUUUUUUUCUUUCUGGAAAAUGGCAUAAAGGAAUAAGUUGAAGUGAACUGCUUGGAACUAUAUCAAUAUGCUUAUGGCAAUCCUAUCUAAACACUGCAAAAGCUGAAUAUAGAUAAGAUCUCAUUACUCUCAGUAAGGUCCAACUAAGCUGAAAAUAAUGUUGUCUUGAUAAGGUCUUAAUUUCUUGUAAUGAAUUAUAUACAUAUUUACUGAAGUAGAGUUAUUUAUUGGAGCGAAUAUUCCUUAUUAUGUCAAUAUAGAUGAGCUCUUUAUGCAGGAAGUUUUGGGCAUCACAUACAAAUUCAGAGUUUCUAACAUUUGCAUUGCUUUGGAUUCAAACCUACAUGUACCUUACACAAUGACUUCAUUAGUUUGCAUGAAUUGUGAAAGGCUUUUUUUUGAAAUUUAUGUUUUUAUUCUAGCAGUUUCUAUCCAAAAGGAACAACUGUAACAUCAUAACCCUCUUUAACCUCUUAGUUGUGUGCUUUUGACUUUGUUGGUUGAGGAAAAAGCUUAAGCAUACCAAAAAUAUAGUAUUUACUUUGUAUAUGUGAGAUCAUAGCAGGAAAAAUAGUUUUUGCAGCUCCUUCUAAGCCCCUAGUUUUGCAACAGAUUGAAGCAUGCCAUAACAUUGUAGAUAUACCACAGGUGAGGCUUUCUAGCCCUCUUUUUUUGUGACUGACUGUACCUUUGUGAUUCUAGUUUAUAGUAAAAAAAGAGGAUUUGUAUUCCAAUCCAAAAAAUCAUAUUACUCGCAUGAUAUCACAUCUCAUGGGUGAAGAAAAGUGACAAAACUAUUUUGAGUUUAAACAUUUUAUUGCUUCCUGAUUAUUUUCCUUCUGAUAUUUACUUUUUUUCUCUAUGUUUUUUGUUAGUUAACAUGAUACCAUGGCAGUAGAUGGCCCUCCAUUUGAUCCCAGCAUAUCCAUGGGACACAACUUCUUUGUGCAGAACCUUCACUGAUAUACUGCAUAGGUUAUGUCACUGCUAUGUGUUCUGUGCUUUCCGCUAAUGUCUUAAUUUUUUUGUUUCUACAUCUUUCUGAGCAAAUCUUUGGUUUCAGGUUUGUUGCUUUGCACAGGGAAAGGUGCAAAUUUAGAGCAUGUUGAUGAGGAAC
Molecule: messenger RNA, 2093 nt
Organism: Cuscuta campestris
Lineage: Eukaryota; Viridiplantae; Streptophyta; Magnoliopsida; Solanales; Convolvulaceae
Source: the annotation of a GenBank genome assembly